AUGGAAUCCCUAAUAGAGAAGGCAAACCGUGGUGGUUACGUUUUAACAGCAGAUAAUAGACAACAUUGGAAAUACGAUUGGUUUACACCUCUAAAGAAGAAUGAAGUUUCACAAGAAAGAGUUAACAUGGAUCCAAAUUCAAUGGAAAAUGAGGAAUCUAAGUAUCCUUUCAAGUACAAGACAUGGCUGAAGGCAGAUGUUUCUGAUUUCCACGAUAAUAAAGAGGAAUUAGAUGUAUUGGAUUUAUCUAAAUAUGAUAGAACUAAAAAAUUAGUGGUAACAAAUGGUGUAAGUGUUACGGAAGAUGAUCAAUCCAGUUUAACAAUGGCUGAUAUUAGGGGAGCUGUUGGUGGUAGUGAGUCUAUUCCAGGUUUAUCCAAGACUGAUGCGGUUACUGAACAACCAGCCGUCACCAUUGAUGCUUCAGUUACUGAAACCAACACACCAGCUCCAACUGAAGAGCUACAGGAACUAAAGGAAACUCCUGUCGAAGAGCAAGAAGAACCAAAGGAUGUCUCAAUGGACAAUGAAGAAUCUAACGAUGUAUCUGCCAAUAAUGAUCAAGAUUCCAAUAACGUCUCCACAACAAAUGAUCAAGAACCAAAAGCUGAUGUUGAUGAGGAUGUCAGUAUGACCGAUGCUUAA
Molecule: messenger RNA, 645 nt
Organism: Vanderwaltozyma polyspora DSM 70294
Lineage: Eukaryota; Fungi; Ascomycota; Saccharomycetes; Saccharomycetales; Saccharomycetaceae
Gene: RTT102
Product: Rtt102p
Exons: 1
Coding region: 1-645 (214 amino acids)
Biological process (GO): chromatin remodeling
Cellular component (GO): RSC-type complex; SWI/SNF complex; nucleus
Source: RefSeq, a predicted model, not a curated record